This is a messenger RNA of Papilio xuthus (Asian swallowtail), 2167 nucleotides long. Its product is annotated as probable serine hydrolase. The coding region runs from base 771 to 1778 and encodes 335 amino acids. The record is from RefSeq and is a predicted model, not a curated record. Gene Ontology annotation, cellular component: membrane. NCBI's taxonomy places the organism in Eukaryota, Metazoa, Arthropoda, Insecta, Lepidoptera, Papilionidae. The transcript has 3 exons.
AUAAAAACAAUCAGUGACUUUUCUCAAAUUGUCACACCUUGGCGGUAGUCAUAAAUCAACUAAAAUUGUUGACCUGCAGAUCAGUUCACAUGUGUGAAGAUCAGUGAAUCUGCUCGUGAACUUUACCUACAUAGAUUCAUGAUUUGCGUUUCGAACUGCGUGUUCCUUGGCAGCUCGUGGCUUUUCUCACUCAUAGUUAUUAUAGUACACUCACAUAGAGUCGUGAGCUGUCAAUUUAGUUGUUGAGCCGCAGGUCUAUGGUUCAAGUUUAAAUGGUCUUAAAUUUUGAACAGAUUUAGAGCUGAUUUACAGACGUCUACUUGGCAGAUGACGAACAAAAACCGACGUCUUGAUACUUAGGGGACAACAAAAAAAGAAAUAAAUACAUAAUUCGAAUCAAACGCGAAGAUGUAGCAGCCCUAUGUGUGCGCGUUUACAUUUACACAAAGAUAGAAGAGUAUGUACCUAUAUAAAUACGUCGUCGGCUCGGCAGACCUUGGCCGAGCAAAUCUAUACCAAUACAGUGAAGUGAGGUUAUCUUUGUAGCUAGGACGUCGUGUUGUAGCGAAUUUACGUAUAACAGCGUAAUAAUGUCUUACGUAUUAUAGUGAAAUAGAAGAAACAUUAGGUAUAUUAUUAGAGAAUUUGCAUAAAAUGUGGUCGAUCGUCUUACAUAAGUUUUGUUUACUAUAAUUAAUCACACUACUGCAAGUAAACACACUAAAAUUGUAUAAUUUCUAGUCAUAAAAAGUGUAAUUCAAUUUAUAAAUAUGUCAAAGAAUCUCUUAAAAUCCUUGAUUCUUACCUCAAAGUGUGUAAAAAAUAAUUCUUCGUUUGGAAUUAUAAGUGCAUUAUCCUCUCGGAGGCUACACAUGGGUGAUGCAACACCAAAAGAAAUAAAAAUCCCUGUGAAAUGGGGUCAUGUAUCUGGUAAGCUUUGGGGCGAUGAGAACGAACAGCCCAUAUUGGCGCUGCACGGCUGGCAGGACAACGCCGGGACGUGGGACACAUUGGCGCCGUUGCUUUACAAGAAACGACCCAUACUUGCCGUCGAUUUUCCGGGUCACGGAUUUUCGUCGUGGUUCCCACCUGGUAUGGUGUACUACCCAUGGGAGUUCGCUCGUCUUAUUCUCUAUAUAAAGCAAUAUUACAAAUGGGACAAGAUCUCGCUUCUCUGUCAUUCGAUGGGCUCUAUUGCAGGACUUCGCUUCGCCUCCUUAUUCCCUGAUGACGUCACCUUUUACAUCGCCAUCGACAGCCUCAUAGCGGACGAUUACGAUUUGAACGCAGUCGUCGAUAAAUAUCCGACCACUAUGUUGAAAAUGCAAAAGGCACAUUCGCGAUUAGAAGAUGAGCCACCGUCUUACACCAUAGAUGAAAUGAUUAAAAUCUGGCACAAAGGUACAAGGCAAUCUGUCGCCUUGGACAGUGUUAAGUACUUAAUAACGCGAGGUGCCAAGCCAUCGACAACUGACCCUAACAAAUUCUAUUUUUCAAGAGAUUCAAGAUUAAAACACAUCCUAUUUACUCCAGAAGACAAACGUUUCGUGGAAGCGCUCGUUAAAAGAUUGACUUGUCCGACUUUAUAUGUAAAGGGUUUGGACUCUCCUUUUGCGUCAGAUGACUUUUCUGUUGAAAUGCGCGAAUUGAUUAAGAAGAUAAAUCCAAAAUUCGACUGUCAUAUGGUACCUGGAACACAUCACUUGCAUUUAAACGAACCUGAAAAAGUAGCAAAUUUAAUCCUGCCGUUUUAUGAAAAAUAUAACUUAAUCAAAUAACUACAUUUUAUUCUGUCUUAGUAUGUAUUUAUUUAUUUAGUUAUAUUGUGAUAGUUGAGCACAAUUUAUAGAGCGUUUAUUAUAGAGUAUAGAAAGCCGUAAUCGUACUUAUAGACAUCUGUUUGUUAAACGAACAGCAUUACAGUAUUACAUAGCGAAUAUGACGCCGACGAUAUCGCGGUUUGAUAUCAAACUGGAAAAAAAAAGAUGUAACAAAAAUGUACUUUGGACUCUUAUUAUAACGAAUUGAAACGAUUAGAACAGAACUUUAUCUCGAACAGGAAAUAGAAUAAGUUAUCUUAAUAACACUUCGAAUAAUGUUAUUUUGAUUAGUGUCGAUUCUUAGAGCAAUUUUACCAAAGGGCUCUUACUAACGAAAAGUAUUAAAC